Rhagoletis pomonella (apple maggot) is the source of this 714-nucleotide messenger RNA. RefSeq lists its product as uncharacterized. Gene Ontology annotation, molecular function: DNA binding; structural constituent of chromatin. Gene Ontology annotation, biological process: nucleosome assembly. The record is from RefSeq and is a predicted model, not a curated record. NCBI's taxonomy places the organism in Eukaryota, Metazoa, Arthropoda, Insecta, Diptera, Tephritidae. The coding region runs from base 1 to 627 and encodes 208 amino acids. The transcript has 4 exons. Gene Ontology annotation, cellular component: nucleosome.
AUGGUACAUAAGCUUCGCAGUCGCGAUAUUUGUCACACUUCACCUCGGUCUAACCAAAUUCGGGCUGAUUUAUAUGGAGAAACACAAGGGACUGUCACACAUUCUACGCCUAAUCAUCACCAGCGUAAGCGGGAGGAUAUUAACAGCCCUAUUAAACGUAUACAAAAUUCGAUGCUGAAAAAUGUAAGCCAAGUGGAACACCUUCGGCCACUUAUGUUUAAUCAGAGGCGGGAAGAAAUGUUAAAUGUUGAAUCAUCUAUUACUGGUUUAAACGUAACGCAUUAUGAGUUAAAAUUGCGAAAAUUGGUUGAUGAAUGCAUAUUUUCGCAUACUUUUAAAAAACGGAGAGGGGUCUCUUUAUAUGCGAUCAAAAAGGCCAUAAGAGAGAAUCAUUCGUACAAUCCUAUUACUUUUUCAAAACCUGUGUCACAAUACAUUGCAUCUUCUAUUGCCACUGGAAAGCUGUGUCAAACUACCGGUCAUGGAGCGUCUGGAACGUUUCGGUUAAAUCGUACAGAACAUAAGAAAUAUGUGCGUCAAUUACAAAAUCUUAGAAAAGUUUCCUCGCAGUCACACGGGAUACAAAGACGGCCUAAGCAAAACAAACCAUACAACACAAUUAAUUAAACUGGUGAAAAAUACAAGCAUACUUACUUUGUUAAGAACAUUUAUGUAAUACAAAUAUUGCUUUGGUUGAAAUUAAUUAAGGUUAAG